UGAAAAGAGAAAAAUUACUACAUCUGAAGUUAAAACAGUGCUGGAAAUACUAGGAAAAAUGGUAUACAGUAAGACUGAAGAUGUAUACAAUUAUCUUUACGAGAAACUUAUAGAUUUAAAAUUGCCCUUAGUUUCUUUGUAUUUUAAUACACAUUGGCACUUUAUUAGAAAAGAAUGGGUGAUAUAUUGGAGAAAUGAGUCACCACAUCUGCUCAAUUUUACUAACAAUCGUUUAGAAUCUCUUAAUCAAAAAAUUAAAAGAGUUGUAAAUAAAUAUUCUCCUUUAAAUGAUCUUUUUUCAGAUUUAUCAACAGUAGUUAGUUCUCAAGCCUUUGAAAGGCAUCACAGAAAUAUAAUGUGUAUUGAGAGGCUACCAUGUGUCACCUACGCAUGUUAUACUCCAGAAAAUUUGUAUUCAAUUCUUUUAACACCAUAUGCCUUUAAAAUUAUUUUAAAUGAAAUCUCAUUUCAUAAUCAAAUACAUCUAUUAAAUAUUGAUACUAUUUUAAACCAUGCGUUGGUCUGUGAAAAGGGUGUAGAAUUUAAAAUUACACUAAAAUCAUGUGCAUGUGGCUUUUUGACUUGCAUAAAGCUGCCUUGUCGCCACAUAUUAGCACUUCAUGCUGCCUUAAAAUUGGAUAUUUAUCUUAAUCAUCUCUGUGGAGAGAGGUGGACUAAAAAAUAUACACAGGAUAGCUCAAUAUUGUCACCUGAAGAUUCUUCUCUGUCUCAGUCAUAUUUAAACAUUUCCCAACAUCAUGAUUUUCCAUGCACAAAAAAUUUGUCAACCAAUGAAAAAUUUAAACAAGUUCAAAGAAUAUUGAUGCCCUUUUCAAGUUUAACAUCUCAGCUUCCUCAAGAAAUUUUUGAUGUAUUUAUCGAAAAACUAAAAAAACUUGAUAGUAUAGUUCAAGCUGGAAAAUAUUUUGAUAUCAUUGAAGUGAAUCAAAGUAUAUUUCCCAAUCCCAUAGUUAUUCCAAAGAUAAACAUUAUACAAUAUACAAAUGUAAUAAUCCCUAUCAUAAAAUCAAUAUCAAUUAUUCCUAAGACUGAGAAAAUUGUAGAUAUUGAUGAAACUCUCCAAAAAUUAAAAAGUAUCAAACUACCACUCAAAAUGAGAAAAAAAGGUAGAUCCAGAAAAUCUGAUUUAUCAGUAAUAGGAAUUUCAAAUAAAAAGGGGAAAUUAUCAUCAUCAAAUAAGAUAUUACCAAUUAAAAUGGGCAUCCACUCACAACCAAAUUUAACACUUGUUGAAAACCCAAAAUUGAGCUCUAUUUUAUCAUCAAACAGCAAAAUAAUAUUACCUAUCAAAAUGGGCCUAUACUCACAACCAAAUAAGACUUUUGUUAAAAAUGCAAUGACAAAAGAUACUAACAAUAUACCCCAAACCUUAAAAUUUACUCUUAUAAAUAAAGCACAUUCUAAUACCAAUCAAAAGGGUUGUAUUCCAUUUUUAGAAAAUUACCUACCUAGACCAAAUGUGAUAUUGGAUCAAAUUGCACAUAAAUAUAGACCUCUCAAAACUUCAUUCAAAAAAAUUCAAUCUACACAAGAUCCAAUAUUCAUUUUUCAGCCAACAACAUCGGAAUGGAAAAAAUAUCAUUCUGAAAUUUUAGGCCUAACCUUAAAUGCACCUCAAAAUUCUCAAAAUUUAACAUCCACAAACUUAGGGGAUCCCGAUAAGGUCGACCAAGUCCUAGGUGAUGGAAAUUGUUUAUUCAGAUGUAUUAGCAAGGAGAUUAGCAAUAAUGAGGAAUAUCAUGAGAUGAUCAGGAUGGCUAUUAUUUCUUUUAUGAUGCAACAUUCCAACUACUUUUCUGGAUUUAUAGGGAUAAAAACUACUGAUUACAUUGUGAAGAAUAAAAUGGGCUGCAGUGGCACAUGGGCAACAGAUGUGGAAAUUGCAUGUGUCUCAACAUUGCUUCAAACAAGAGUGUUUGUUUUUUAUGACAAAUGGCUUGCCUUUGACCCUUUAUUUAUUAUUCCUGAAAUAAAAAAUUUUUUCUGUUGCAUUUAUAUAAAGAAUAAAAAUUAUCAUUAUAAUUUAGUUUUGUCCUGUAAAUGAUAUAUUUAUAUAUAUAACCAUUUUAUGAGAAUAUUUUUUUUAGUCUUAUUUUUUUACUAUAAAAGUUUUAGUUAUCUAUUUAUAUUUAUACACAAAAGUAAUUUUUAUAUUUUUUUUACUAUAAAUACAUCUUUAUAAAUAUUUAGUCUAUAUACACAAA
Gordionus sp. m RMFG-2023 is the source of this 2225-nucleotide messenger RNA. RefSeq lists its product as uncharacterized. Lineage: Eukaryota; Metazoa; Nematomorpha; Gordioida; Chordodea; Parachordodidae. The coding region runs from base 59 to 2065 and encodes 668 amino acids. The record is from RefSeq and is a predicted model, not a curated record. The transcript has 8 exons. Gene Ontology annotation, molecular function: zinc ion binding.